Messenger RNA from Sabethes cyaneus, 1873 nucleotides. RefSeq names its product zinc finger protein 141-like. The record is from RefSeq and is a predicted model, not a curated record. Lineage: Eukaryota; Metazoa; Arthropoda; Insecta; Diptera; Culicidae. The transcript is spliced from 6 exons. Gene Ontology annotation, cellular component: nucleus. The coding region runs from base 79 to 1854 and encodes 591 amino acids. Gene Ontology annotation, molecular function: RNA polymerase II transcription regulatory region sequence-specific DNA binding; zinc ion binding; DNA-binding transcription factor activity, RNA polymerase II-specific. Gene Ontology annotation, biological process: regulation of transcription by RNA polymerase II.
UGUGUGGUUGUCUCAAAAAAUUUAAGGUUUAGUUUGUAUGGUUUAAAGCCCGAUAAUAUUGUACCAUUCAGUGGAGAAAUGGUUGUCUUUAAGUUGGAAAGUUUCCCCUUCGUUUGCCGGAUGUGUCUGAAACCUGCGACAAAAGAUGGAAUGAUUUCAUUGGACCGAACAGAUCCACUUUUCGACGGCAGUGUGCAGGAUUUUAUUACAGCAGUAACAUUCGUAUUUGAAGAUUCUAAAGCAUCUUUGCUUCCUCAAUUGGCUUGUCAGAAAUGCUUUGAAUUGCUUAAAUUUUUUGCCAAGUUUCGAUUAAAAUUGCUUAAUAUGCAUCUAUUCAUAAAUUCACUGAUAGAGCUGAAAGGUUCCAACUCGGCGCCCAUGAUCGAUCUGUUCCGCAGUAAACCGGAUCAGUUGGCGAUUUUAUUCAAAGAUCUUGACCUAUGUACUAAGCCAACGGUGUACGUUGAAGACUUAUUGAAUGAAUUUGGCAACUACCGGAUUGCGAAAAUGGAAGAUAGCGAUGACGAAAAGAAAUACGAUGUACAAGUUGAAGAUCCUUCAAAAAAUGAUUCGGCUAUCUAUGCAGAGGAAUGUACUGCUGAUGAAUUAGCGGAGCUAAUUCCGCAACCACUUUUGAAAGAAAUGAAACGAAAGGGCUCGGGAUCUGUAAAAAAUAAGGACCAAAAAAUAGAUAGCCUUUUCCAAGCAUUUUCCAAUAUCGCCAAACAGGAGGGAUGUGAUCCAGCGAAACCGAAAAGGAAAAGGCGAAAUGUGCUGCUCAAUUGUGAGAAGUGCAAGUAUACCACGUACUACCCACAACAUAUGCGAGGCCAUCAGGAUUCACACAAGAGAAAAGAAAAUAGAAAAUACGCGUGUCCUUACGUUGGUUGUUCGGAAGUAUUACCCAAUGCACGAGCCCGUAAAAAGCAUUUCGAGAAUGUUCACAAGCCUCAUGUAUGUGACAUUUGUGGAAUCCAAUUCGCAACCCAGUCCGGAUUGUCUACCCAUAAGAAACGUCAUUUGAACUUGUUGGAUCAUUGCUGCGAGUACUGCGGCCAUCGGGCCAAUACAAAACAGGAUCUUCGCCAUCACGUUAACAUCCAACACAAUGCAGAUUACAUCUUCCCUUGUGAAAUAUGCGGAUUGCAAUUUAAACGGAAGUCAAUAAUGAAGGAGCACAUGGAAACCCACGCUAAUGAAAGGAAGUACAAAUGUACCCGAUGUGAUAAAUCAUUCAUAAAGUCGGCGACCCUCAAACGACACAGAAAAACGGUUCACGAAAAUGUACGCAUACCUUGUGAUCAUUGCCCGCGUACGUUCUUGCGACGAGAAGUACAGCGGGAUCACAUUGAAUACGUGCACGGGAUUCAAAUUCGAUUUAUUUGCGAUAUUUGUGUGCAACUAUUCUUUGAUAAAGAUUCUUUGGCGAGGCAUAAAUUACGUCAUUCCAACCCAAAGGAGCUUGAGUGCGGCACCUGUUUGGCUGUGUUUCCUUCGACUGAUUUAAGGGAAAAUCAUUUGUGCAUUUCUUACCGUGACGAUUACAUAUGUUGCGGAAGAGAUUUUUUCCAUCACUACAAUUACAAUAAGCAUAUGUUCAUCAAGCAUGGCGUCAGGGCGAACGCACGCGUGAAGCCUGAUCCCAAUCAUCUGGUCGGCUAUCUCCGAUGCAAACGGAAACGUAUUGAGCAUUGUCCGCAUUGUGAGGCUACUUUUACUACCAGAAAUCUGAAGAAACAGCAUUUGGAGACAUGCAUGCCUGAAGUGAAGGCUGUUGUUGCGGGUGAUCAAGUAAUCGAAGAAACUGUGGAUUUUGAACAAACCAUGUGUGAUGACGAGGUAACGGAAAAGUGAGUUGAUUUCGACAGCUCGU